Messenger RNA from Lactuca virosa, 453 nucleotides. The record is from the annotation of a GenBank genome assembly. Lineage: Eukaryota; Viridiplantae; Streptophyta; Magnoliopsida; Asterales; Asteraceae.
AUGACUUAUUCUGAGUUUGUGACCUUCUGCGAACGUUUCAUGCAUGAAGAGUGUAAAAAGUUAUACUACUGUGAACCAGGCAAUUCCCUGAUGGAAGGGCUUAAUCCCAUUUUAGAUGAUGUGGAAUAUGUUGCUUUUAUUUUUGAUGCUUAUGGAACAGAUGGUGUAAUUUUGGUUUAUGUGGAUCAUAUUGGGGUUGGUGUUGAUGGGUGGCUUGAUGAUGAAGAUAAUGAUGAUGAUGAUGAACAUGAGUCUUGUAUUGAUGGUGAAAAUGAAGAUAACAUAGAUGAACUUAGGAAUGUUGCCUUUGAAAUUAAUGAGGAUGUAGUGCAUAUGAAUAAAACAUCAAAUGAUCCUUUCUUGAGAACUGGUUUCAGUUCAAAGAAGCUACAUUUCUGCCUGUUCUUCAUCUUUCCAUUCAAAGAAGCUACAUUUCUUCAACCUAGUCUAUAA